Procambarus clarkii (red swamp crayfish) is the source of this 990-nucleotide messenger RNA. NCBI's taxonomy places the organism in Eukaryota, Metazoa, Arthropoda, Malacostraca, Decapoda, Cambaridae. The record is from RefSeq and is a predicted model, not a curated record.
AUGACGGUGCUCAGAGCUCAGCCAGCGUCAACAACUCGCCUCAAACUCUUCCCACCAUGUCGACAAGUGGCGUCAAGCUCCGCCCACCUCGUCAACAAGGGGCGUCAAGCUCCGCCCACCUCGUCAACAAGGGGCGUCAAACUCCGCCCACCUCGGCAACAAGGGGCACCAAGCUCCGCCCACCUCGUUAACAAGGGGCACCAAGCUCCGCCCACCUCGUCAACAAGGGGCGCCAAGCUCCGCCCACCUCGUCAUCAAGGGGCACCAAGCUCCGCCCACCUCGUCAUCAUGGGGCACCAAGCUCCGCCCACCUCGUCAGCAGGGGGCAUCAAGCUCCUCCCACCUCGUCAACAAGGGGCGUCAAGCUCCGCCCACCUCGUCAACAAGGGGCGUCAAGCUCCGCCCACCUCGGCAACAAGGGGCACCAAGCUCCGCCCACCUCGUCAGCAGGGGGCGCCAAGCUCCGCCCACCUCGUCAUCAAGGGACACAAAGCUCCACCCACCUCGUCAGCAGGGGGCGCCAAGCUCCGCCCACCUCGUCAUCAAGGGGCACCAAGCUCCGCCCACCUCGUCAACAGGGGGCGCCAAGCUCCGCCCACCUCGUCAACAAGGGGCGCCAAGCUCCGCCCACCUCGUCAGCAGGGGGCGCCAAGCUCCGCCCACCUCGUCAUCAAGGGGCACCAAGCUCCGCCCACCUCGUCAGCAGGGGGCGCCAAGUUCCGCCCACCUCGUGAACAAGGGGCGCCAAGCUCCGCCCACCUCGUUAUCAAGGGGCACCAAGCUCCGCCCACCUCGUCAGCAGGGGGCGCCAAGCUCCGCCCACCUCGUCAACAAGGGGCGCCAAGCUCCGCCCACCUCGUCAGAAGGGGCGCCAAGCUCCGCCCACCUCGUCAACAAGGGGCGCCAAGCUCCGCCCACCUCGUCAACAAGGGGCACCAAGCUCCGCCCACCUCGUCAACAAGGGGCGCCAAGCUCCGCCCACCAACGUAA